CUGAGUAUGUUCGCUUAACAAAAAAAUUUAUUGAUACAUUAGCAAAAGCUAGUGAAGAAACCAAUGGAGGUCAGUACAACGGAAAUAAUGAGAUUAACAAUGAACACAAGGAAAUUAUUGUUGAACGCGUUGAUAGCAAUGUUUUGCAUGUGGAUAAUCCAGCGUUUAAAGAAAAGAUUACACAUCAAGAUGUUGACAUUCAUGUCUUAUCGAGAGAUCUGGCUGUAAGCGUCCUUUAA
Racocetra fulgida is the source of this 239-nucleotide messenger RNA. NCBI's taxonomy places the organism in Eukaryota, Fungi, Glomeromycota, Glomeromycetes, Diversisporales, Gigasporaceae. The record is from the annotation of a GenBank genome assembly.